Molecule: messenger RNA, 690 nt
Organism: Lentinula edodes (shiitake mushroom)
Lineage: Eukaryota; Fungi; Basidiomycota; Agaricomycetes; Agaricales; Omphalotaceae
Exons: 3
Coding region: 1-690 (229 amino acids)
Biological process (GO): GPI anchor biosynthetic process
Cellular component (GO): endoplasmic reticulum membrane; mannosyltransferase complex
Molecular function (GO): mannosyltransferase activity
Source: RefSeq, a predicted model, not a curated record
AUGCUGUUCUUCCACCGACAAUUAUUCUUCCUUCUUUGUUUCGCGUCUUUUGCCCUUGCCAACACAGAAAUCGUGAACUUCGAAGCUUCAGAUCAAAUAGAUGUGCACAUAUCUGACGAUCAUAACUGGCAUGUCUUGAGCCCUGGAGCUAAUGAAAAAUCCUUCAAUGUUCAACCUGCGCCAUUUGGCACGCGCAUGAAUGUCGUCUGCUCGUCGCCGCAGGAGCUGCUCUCGAAAGCGCCCAACUGUUCGAACGAAAUUUGGAUAAAGCUUGAUUUGGAUCAUCCUGAUUGGAAGUCGUAUACGAAGUAUACUUUGCGAAUAUCAUGGCCUGGUUCAUCUCCUGCGGAUUUCGGCAUGAAUAUUUUCAACCCAGAGACAACUGCUUCACGCUUCGCAGGGAAACCAAUAUCUCCACCAGCCCGGACGCGUGUCAAGUUCGCCCGUAUCCGCGUUGUCGACGCUGGCAUCAUUUCUCCUCUGUCUGGUGUAACUGAAGUCCGUCCAGUACCCUUCAUGGUCAUUCUAGAACCAUUAUACUUUGGUUUGAUACCGGCUUCAAUUGUACCUUUCCUAUGGGUGCUUUUGCCGACGAUAUUCGUGUCUAUACUAGUGGCUCCUUAUGCGAAUGCAUUCUUAUCUGAUAUAGCUGCUGCUGCCAGAAGGGAAAUCACUGGGAAGGAAGAAUAG